This is a messenger RNA of Hevea brasiliensis (rubber tree), 3460 nucleotides long. Its product is annotated as retinoblastoma-related protein. Gene Ontology annotation, molecular function: RNA polymerase II transcription regulatory region sequence-specific DNA binding. The coding region runs from base 585 to 3236 and encodes 883 amino acids. NCBI's taxonomy places the organism in Eukaryota, Viridiplantae, Streptophyta, Magnoliopsida, Malpighiales, Euphorbiaceae. The transcript is spliced from 16 exons. Gene Ontology annotation, cellular component: transcription regulator complex; nucleus; chromatin. The record is from RefSeq and is a predicted model, not a curated record. Gene Ontology annotation, biological process: regulation of transcription by RNA polymerase II; negative regulation of G1/S transition of mitotic cell cycle; cell differentiation.
CCCUAGUUUCACUCUCCGAUUUGCUGCUCCUUCAGUCCUAAUUCCUUGUCGCCUCAACUACCGCCGCCGACUAUUAUCACUCGCCGACAACGCAGCUACCAACAUCCGCCACUAAUACGGUGCGAUCCGGCCUCUUCGGAUCCUCUCCAGCGGAACUCAAAGCAAAAUCCUCUCAGUUUCUUCCACAUUCCCGCUCAUACGGUGUUCCAGCGACUGCUGAGUUCGGUCUGUAUAUUUGCUCACGAGCGCUGAAUACUCUUCUGAUCGCUCGCAUUAAUUGAGUGCUCCAACAGGUUCAAGCGUAGCACAUCUUGUCUCAGUACCAAAGCCCUGCUACAGGUUGCCACCUCAUAUUAUGUGAAAACAAAACAUCCAGCAGCAGCUUCCUUAUGCUGCUUUGUGUGUGGAGCACAGUGAGGGCUGCUUUGCUGUUCAUUUCAGGAGCUUUUACUGUUCAAGCUUGUGAGCUACAGUUCAUGCUUCUAGCUUUAAUCUAGUUUGCAAUAUAAUAUCUUGCUGCAUUGUUGAAUUCUUUGAAAAGCUACCAGCAAUACAUUGUCAAGGCUAUUCCAAUCUUGAGUAAUAUGUAUGGUGCAGAUUUGGAGAACCGACUUGAGGCAAAGGAGCAGCAAGCCAAUGUUGAGCACCUGAACAUUUUAAGCAGGCACUACAAACAUGCAUAUCGGGAACUUUUUUUGACAAGUGAUGCAAAUGUUGAUAAGCAGUCAGCAGUUACCAGUAAUAAAGCGCCAAUGUCAGAAUAUCAUCGAUUUGGAUGGUUGCUGUUUUUGGAACUCCGUGUGCAUGCAUUCAGCCGUUUUAAAGAUUUGGUGACCUGCACAAAUGGGCUACUUUCUGUGCUGGCUAUUUUGAUAAUUCACAUUCCAAUUCGCUUCAGAAAUUUCAACUUGAAUGACUCUCAGUGGUUUGUUAAGAAGGGUGAGAAAGGUGUUGACUUACUGGCGUCACUUUGCAACAAAUAUGACACCUCUGAAGAUGAGCUGAGAAAAACAAUGGAGAAGACCAAUAAUAUAAUAGCAGAUAUUCUGAAGAAAAAGCCCUGUUUGGCAUCUGAGUGUAAAAAUGAAAAACUGGAUAACAUCAAUCCAGAUGGUUUGAUCUAUUAUGAAGAUUUAAUAGAAGAAUCAUCGCUGCAGUCCAGUUUGGCUAUUUUAGAGAAGGAUUAUGAGGAUGCAAUUCGUUCCAAGGGUGACCUGGAUGAGAGGGUAUUUAUCAAUGAGGAAGACAACAUACUUGGUUCAGGAAGCCCAUCUGAAGGUGCUAUAAAUGUAACUGGCACCAAAAGAAAAUUUGAUCAGAUUUCCUCACCGACAAAGACAAUUACAAGCCCGCUUACUCCCCUUCGAUCCCCUGCAUCUCAUGCAAAUGGUAUUUUAGGCAGUACAAAUUCUAAGAUGGCUGCUACACCUGUAAGCGCAGCAAUGACAACUGCAAAGUGGCUUCGCACUGUUAUUUCUCCUCUUCCACCAAAGCCCUCAGUACAGCUGGAACGCUUCCUUGCAUCAUGUGAUAGGGAUGUUGGUAAUGAUGUCAUACGUAGAGCUAAGAUAAUAUUGGAGGCUAUAUUUCCAAGUAGCUCUCUGGGAGAGCGUUGUGUAACUGGAAAUCUGCAAAGUACAAACCUGAUGGACAACAUAUGGGCAGAACAACGAAGACUGGAAGCCCUAAAGCUGUAUUACAGGGUUCUGGAAGCAAUGUGCACAGCAGAAGCCCAAAUAUUUCAUGCAACUAAUUUGACCUCUUUAUUAACUAAUGAGAGGUUCCACAGAUGUAUGCUUGCGUGCUCUGCUGAACUCGUCCUGGCAACACAUAAUACUGUUACGAUGCUCUUUCCUGCAGUUUUGGAGAGAACUGGCAUUACAGCUUUUGAUCUUAGCAAGGUGAUAGAGAGCUUCAUUAGACAUGAGGAGUCUCUCCCAAGGGAGUUGAGGCGGCAUUUGAAUUCAUUGGAAGAACGACUUUUGGAGAGCAUGGUGUGGGAAAAGGGCUCCUCAAUGUAUAAUUCCUUGACUGUAGCAAGACCCUCUCUUUCUGGGGAGAUAAAUCACCUUGGGCUAUUAGCAGAACCAAUGCCAUCUCUGGAUGCAAUUGCCAUGCAUAUUAACUUUUCUUCUGGAGGUUUGCCUCCAGUGCCUGCUUCACAAAAGCCUGAGUCAUCUCCAGGUCAGAAUGGGGAUAUCAGGUCUCCUAAGAGACCAUGCAUGGACUUCCGAAGUGUGUUAGUAGAGCGGAACUCCUUUACAUCACCAGUGAAGGAUCGCCUACUUGCCUUUAAUAAAUCAAAGCUACCACCACCUCCUUUACAGUCUGCCUUUGCCAGUCCAACACGUCCAAACCCUGGGGGAGGAGGGGAAACAUGUGCAGAAACUGGGAUUAAUAUAUUCUUUAGUAAGAUUAAUAAGUUAGCUGCUGUCAGAAUCAAUGGUAUGGUUGAAAGGUUACAACAGUCUCAGCAGCAUGUACGAGAGAAUGUCUAUCGUCUUUUUCAACAAAUCCUUAGUCAGCGGACGUCUUUGUUCUUUAACCGCCACAUUGACCAGAUCAUUCUAUGUUGUUUUUAUGGAGUUGCAAAGAUUUCCAAAGUGAAUCUAACCUUCAGGGAGAUCAUUUACAACUAUAGGAAGCAACCUCAAUGUAAACCACAAGUUUUCUGUGGUGUCUUUGUUGAUUGGUCUUCAGCACGCCAUGAUGGGAGGACGGGCCAAGAUCAUGUUGACAUCAUUACAUUUUACAAUGAAAUAUUCAUUCCUGCUGCAAAGCCUUUACUGGUGGAGGUUGGUUCUGCUGGAACUACAAAAACUACCCAGGUUCCUGAAGCCAAUAACAAUAAAGAUGGUCAAUGUCCUGCAUCACCUAAAGUAUCUCCUUUCCCAAGUCUCCCUGAUAUGUCUCCAAAGAAAGUUUCUGCAGCACAUAAUGUGUAUGUCUCUCCAUUGCGGACAUCCAAGAUGGAUGCCUUGAUCUCACAUAGCUCAAAAAGCUAUUAUGCUUGUGUGGGGGAGAGCACUCAUGCAUACCAGAGCCCUUCAAAAGACCUUACGUCUAUCAACAAUCGAUUGAAUAGUAAUAGGAAGAUCAGAGGCACACUGAAUUUUGAUGAUGUUGAUGUUGGUUUGGUUAGUGACUCCAUGGUGGCCAACAGCCUCCACCUUCAAAAUGGGAGCUGUGCAUCCUCAUCUGCUGCACCUCUGAAAUCUGAACUACCUGACUCCUAAUUUCAACUCUCGCAUUCUUUCAUAUCCUGUCUGUAAAUUCUAGAUCUAUGCCUAAUUCCUCUUAAUUUUUAAUGUGCUCAGAAAUGUAUGACACAGGGUGUUGUAUGAGCGGUGAGUUGUGGAAGGGACGACACCCCCCACUCCCCCCCUCCCCCAUGCGCUUUGUAAUUUAGAUAGUGAACCUGAAAAUUUAAGUCGGAUAAAAAAAAUUUAUAAGUUUCUCA